Messenger RNA from Trichosporon asahii var. asahii CBS 2479, 1242 nucleotides. RefSeq names its product bud site selection-related protein. Bases 1 to 1242 code for a protein of 413 amino acids. The record is from RefSeq and is a predicted model, not a curated record. The transcript is spliced from 6 exons. Gene Ontology annotation, molecular function: RNA binding. Gene Ontology annotation, cellular component: RES complex; U2-type spliceosomal complex. Lineage: Eukaryota; Fungi; Basidiomycota; Tremellomycetes; Trichosporonales; Trichosporonaceae. Gene Ontology annotation, biological process: mRNA splicing, via spliceosome.
AUGUCCGACCUCAAAACAUACUUGGCUUCCAAGUACAUGUCUGGCCCGAAGGCCGACGCGAUUCUGGCCCAUGCCGGAGUAGACAAGAAGAAGCGGCGGAAAAAGCCGAAGAACGAGGACUACGUCGGCGGCAGCGGAAGUGCGAGCGGCAGCGGGCUGGUCCUCAUGGACGAGGAUCAGUGGAGGGGAUCGAAGCGGAAAGCCGACAUUGACUUUGACGGGGACGAUGCUCCAGUCAUCGGCAAGGAUGUUGCCACGUUCAAGAAGGGCCAGUCCUCAUGGUCAACCGUCGGCGCGACCGCGCUGCCUGUCCGAACGCGCGUCAAGUCGGAGCCUCGGGACGGAGAAUCCCCCAUCCCUUCGAACCCCGAGGACGACAGCGAGCCCAAGCCGAAGCAGCAGCUCACGAAACGGCGCGGAGGACUGCGAACGGCAGCGCAGAUGGCCGAGGAAGCCGCGCGGGCAGCCGAGGAGGCGAAGGCGCGGUCUCCCUCCCCAGAGCCAGACGGAGCGCACACGCAAACCGUGCACCGUGAUCGGAGCGGACGCGUGCUCGACGUCGAGCAGCUGAAGCAGGAGGCGCGGCGCGAGGAGCUCGAGGAGAAGCUGAAGGAGGAGGAGCGCAAGGAGUGGACGAAGGGCUUUGUGCAGCGCGAGGACCGCGAGGCGGCCGCGAAGGAGCUGAAGAAGAUGGAGUCGAAGGACGUCGCUCGAUACGUGGAUGACGCCGAGAUGAACAGAGAGAUGCGCGAGGUCGAGCGCUGGAACGACCCAGCCGCGGCAUUCUUGACUAAGUCGAAGAAGUCGAAAUCGAAGGGUCCGCGGUACCAGGUCUACAAGGGCUCGUGGUCGGAGAACCGCUUCGGGAUCCGCCCCGGAUGUCGCUGGGACGGAGUCGCGCAUCUUCUGCAUCUCCCUGCUGCCCUCCUGCCCUCCUGCCCUCCUGCCCUCCUGCCAGGCCCGCCAGACCUGCCAGGCGUGCCAGGCGUGAAAGGCGUGAAAGGUGUGAUGUCCAGCUGCCCACUCACGAGCUCACGAGGCUAUUACGAGAUAGGCCAAGACAAGCACACCCCGCACCCCCUCGUCCUUAUGCAUGGCCUGUCCUCAGGCAAAGAACUGGAACUGGAGGGGGGAGUGCGUGAGAAGGAUCCAGGGCCCGUUUUGGACCCGAGAUAUCCGAGCGAGCCUGCUGUCGAGAUGGGGAGCGGACAGCAAUCUAACGGCUCAGCGGGCAAACUCUGA